AUGUCAACAGCGAUGCAAAAGGAUGACGUCGCACAAGAUAUUCAUCAACAAGAACAAGAGCAAGAGAAGAAGAGUCAAGAUAUUGAGAUAGAGGCAGAUAAUCAGAAGAAAGAGAAGAACGGAUUAGCCACGACAAAGGAAGAGAAAGAGGAGACAAUUCAAGAGAAACAAACGGAGGAAAAUGGUGUUGUUACUGCUCACAAGGGACAAGAAAAGAUACCGGUAAAUACUGCAACUCAGAAGACGUCAACUGAGACGUCUCAAUCUUGUACCAAGAGAAAAUUUGACGCUCUCGACGCUCGUAUCUCGGAUCAAAAGACCAAGAAAGAUGGGGCUAAUGUAAAGCUGAUGAAGGUAUCAGCUACCAAGAAGAUCAAUCAAAGCACGACCAAGACGCGGGAAUUUUCUUUUGCUCGACCGACGGAAUCUUCUGCCAGACGUACAGCUGCACUUACUGAGAACCAUACAAAAAAUAUGAAGGCAACACCUCCAUCUUUCAAGCUGCAGCAACUGAAACGGACACCUGCUAAAGCUCAAUGUGCAUCGACGCUGGUCCUUAAGACUCCGACGGAAACGGCUGCUGCUGCUGACAAGGCAUCGCGUGCUCACUUUAGCUAUACUCCGUACACUGGUCCAUUGCCACCACUGACUGUUGAAUCCAGUUUUGCACCCAAGAAUGGACAGAUGUCCGACCGUCGAGCAUGGUCGGCACCUCCUGCUCAGACAAAAGGGACUGCAAGUGCUCGCAAACCUCGACUUGCAUCAGUGAAGGAAAUGCAGCUGCAAAGCACGACCGGUAAGGAAAACAGUGGUGUGAACACAAAGGAAAAGACAGCUACUAACGUAGCUUCUAGCAGCCAACCUCCCGUCACGCCAGGCAAAAAAAACGGGAUUGCUUGUGAGUAA
This is a messenger RNA of Peronospora farinosa, 906 nucleotides long. NCBI's taxonomy places the organism in Eukaryota, Oomycota, Peronosporomycetes, Peronosporales, Peronosporaceae. The record is from the annotation of a GenBank genome assembly.